CAACAUAAGCGGGCUUCCAUGGCAACGUCCCUAGGGAAAGAUAAAGAUGGCGACUUGAUCCAAGAGAAGCUAGUGCAGCUCGUACUAAAAGAAAAUUGUCGUUUACGGCUACAGAUAAGCCACGGCGUAAUAUAAAAAAACUAGCUACUAAGUAUUUAUGUAUUGCUUAUAGUGUAUAUAGCUCAAAUCAUGGAUGAUACGAGAAUUGAGUGGAUACGAGACAGAGUAUACUGCGGGGUCGGAAUCACGGAUCCUGAAGUUUUUGAAGACUUGUUGAAUCGUGAUGAAGGAAAACACGAGAAUGAGAUUCUUUCGUUUCUGAACGAAGACCCCAAGGACGGAUAUGGAUUACUUUUCUAUUCGAUUUUAAGAGAAGAACAAGAGGAGAUUGAAGUUGAAGCCGAGCCUGAACUUCCUGAAAUGACAGACAACGAUGAGGAAGAUGCCGACAAAAACUCUGCAGAAAGGUCAGGAGAUGUAGAAGGGGAAGACCUUGCCUUAGAGAGGGUGCCCACUGCUGAUGGGGGUGCCAGUCAGGCAGAGGGCUCUAAGGCGGGUGAGGCGGCAAGUGCUACAGGCAGUUAUGCAAAUGCCGAAGGAGGGGAGGAGAAUGCAGAGGUACCUGCUGAGGGAGCUGAGAGGAGUGAAGAAGUACCGGAAGGAGAGGUGUCUCCCAAACCGCCAGCCACAAAAAUCAUUAUACAGAAGGUGAUGCGCACAGUACUGUAUGUCAUCCACGACAAAAUACUCACUGGAUACAACGACAGCAACGGGUUCUACUUUGUGAGAACCCAAGCCUCAGGCCCAGUCCCUCUCCCAUCAUCCAUACACGAAGCGGAUGACAUGUUGCCACUGUGCUUUGAGUUUGGCUCCCUGAACUCACAAACUCUACUAAUGCUGGAACAUCUGCUCACACUAGUGUACAUGCCACUACUCUCCCACAACGCCUCACACAGAACUGAGGGAAUCAGUGAAGGGAGGGGUACUACCAAUAGGCGUGGCAGCGAAGGGACAGACAUGCAAGAUGCCACCUCACAGGCUACUGAGGAAUCUCGCAGUAAGGUUAUUCUGCGUGAUGAGUUCCUUAUGAACAUACAGAAGUUUUCCUCCAAUAUAAACAGAACUAUUCAUCAGUUAGAGGGAGAUAUCAGACUCGAAAUGCCUGAUCUAGUCCUUGGUGAUGACAUUACAGAGCUUUCUAAGGAUCCUGAGAUUGUGAAUACGUUAGAAGAAACCCUCCAUAACUGGGAGGUGACAAUCUCAUCAGCAUUAGAGAUGCAACUCAAGAAGACACCCCAGGGGAGUGGUCCACUGGCAGAGAUCGACUUCUGGAGGGAGAGGAAUGCAACCCUUAGCGCAAUCGCCGAACAACUCAAGCUCCCGACAGUCAAGAAGAUAGUGGCAGUUCUAACUAAAGUUAACUCUGAAAACUUGGCCAACUUUGAGUACCACAGGGCUGAACUCAACAAGUAUUACACGGAGGCCAAGGACAACGUACGCUUCUUGUCUACCCUCGAGAGGCAUUUUAAGAAUUUGGCGCACGGUGCGAGUUUUAACAUAGUGCUAGAGACCAUUCCAUCCAUGAUGAACGCCUUGCGCAUGGUGUGGAUAAUCUCUCGACAUUACAACAGAGAUGAGCGGAUGGUUCCACUAAUGGAGCGGAUUGCGUGGGAGCUGAGCGAGCGAGUGGCAAAGACAGUCAAUAUACGGACUAUCUUAAAGGAGCCCCCGUAUGUCGUGAAGCAGAAAACAUCAGAAGCGAGGGACACCCUGCGGACUUGGAAAGAAUCGUACUUUGAUGUACGUGCCAAGAUCGAGUCAUCAGGCCGCGAUGCACGCUGGGAGUUUGACCGUAAGCGACUGUUUGAGCGAACUGACUACAUGGCGUCCAUUUGCGAGGAUCUGCAGGAAGUCGCGCAAGUCAUGGAGGAGUUCUAUAAUAUCUUUGGACCGGAGCUAAAGGCUGUGACUGGGGACCCCAAACGGAUCGAGGAUGUACUUAAGAGGGUCCAUGAAUUGGUCAAGCCAAUUGAAAAUGUAGCGUUUGACCCGUUCAGCCUGAGGCACCUAGCCAGCUGGCGUAAUGUCAUGGAUUGGUUUCAUCGUGAGGUAAACGCUAUUGAGAACGAGGCCAAGCAUUUUAUCGACAAUUCGUUCAAGUCGCUGCGUUCUGCAGAAGGCGCCUUCGACAUGUUGCUCAACUUCAGACACAUACGUUCAAGAGAAGCGAUCAACUCACAGAUGAUGAAGAAAUUCAACGAUAUUCUUGUCCAAUUCGGCAAGGAGGUGGACGCCAUGUACUCUUUAUUCAAGUCCAAUGCAGACAAACCACCAAUCUUCAAGAACCAGCCACCUGUUGCAGGAGCCAUUAGCUGGGAGCGAUCCCUGUUUUACCGCAUCAAGCGCACAAUCCUUCGCUUCCAAGAGAUGGAAGACAUGCUCAACAAUGAGCAUGGAAAGCAGGCGAGUAAGAAAUACCUGAGCGUGGCACGCCUGAUGAAGGAGUACGAAGACAAGAAGUACGAGGCUUGGAGAGAGCAGGUGGAGGCUAACCUUCUGAUCUACCUGAAGAAAAACCUGUUGACCAAACCUUCAACCAGCUCCGCUACCACACAUCGCAGCGUAGCGGAAGAACAGACGGGCACCGAGGAUAGCUCCGAUCAUACUGCGGCAUUUCACCCUAACGUCCAGUACGUGGUGGACUUUGCACCUGAGCUGGCAGAGAUUAUCACGGAGACCAAGUACCUGGAGCAGCUCGGGUUCCAGGUACCAGAGCUGGCCAGAAACGUUGCGUUACAGGAAGAAAAAUACCUGAAGUACGUUGAUGGCCUGAAACUGAUGCUUGAGCGAUACCACACGGUUACUGGCAGCCUGGAUGUUGCUGAGACGCAAUUACUGGAUGACAACAUCAAGGAGCUGAAGAGAGUUCUCAAGCCGGGCUCUAAGAGGCUCAACUGGAACUCGCUUGGUAUCAGCGAUUAUGUCACGCGAUGCGGACAGGCUAUAGGCAAGUUCGAAUCACUAGUGAACCAGAUCCAAAAGAACGCCAAGGAUAUUUACAGCCGCCUAGAGAUGAUCGAGAUCACGGAACUCUUUAAGACUCCUCCGCCAAAAACCAAUGGCAUUAUGCCGGAUGCAAAAGAGUAUUUUGAUUUUCUGGAAAAAGGUCGUUCCCAGGAACUGGAAGUGCUUGCCAGAAAGUACCGCGCUAUCGGGCCUCUGCUGACCAAGAUGGAAGGCCUGGUCGCUCAUACCAACACAGGCCGGGCUCCAAAGCUUCAGCCUUACUAUGCAUUCUGGGAGAACGCCGUGUAUGAGGCUCUAACGAAGAUGGUGACUCGGAACCUCCAGGUGUUCAACACCAAACUCCAGUCCAAGCUGCCCCUGUUCCAGAUCGAGACGGCGCUCUCCGCGCCAGAGAUCGUACUGUCACCGCCUGCAAACGAGAUCUACAAGCUAGUCAUGCAGUCCGUGCGUGACAUGGUGGAGGGCACCAAACUAUUUGUGCGUUGGAUGAACGGCACGUGUAUUGAGACGCCGCCGCAGCACGCCGAGGGAGAGGACGAGCCUGUUGUGUUCAGCUUCUUCACUGACAUCUCCGCCAGCCCUGCCAUCAUCGAGCUUGUCACCACGGUCAGCAAAAGCGUACAGAACACUUUAGGAACACUGAACAAGUACCUGAACCGGUGGAAGAGGUACCGACUUCUCUGGAAGCUUGAUAAGAGUAACAUGGUGAUGAAGUUCGCGGCGAAAAACCCAACCUGCAUCGCGUACGACGAAAAGUUACAGUUCUACUCUAAUCUGGUGCUCGAGGUGGGCACCCAACCCAUGUCACGUGAUGUGGAGUUUGUGCGACUCAACCUCGACCCGUUGGCAACCACCAUACAGGCGAACGCGCGGGCCUGGGUCAAGGAACUGGGCAAGAUGCUGAACGAGUCUGCUAAAGACAACUUGAUGACGCUCAAGGGCGAGAUUGAGACCCUGUGUACAGAUUUGAAGCGCGCCCCGGACACCCUGGAAGACCUCAAGUUCGUGCUACGAGUCAUCGCCGACAUACGGGACAUGUCCUUGGACGUGGAACUACGCACCGCUGACAUCAAGGAGCGAUACCGCACCCUCAAGAUGUACGAGAUAGAGGUGUCGGAUAACGAGACGGAGCUCGUGAAUGGUAUUGACCAGCUUUGGGAUGACUUGUUCGUCGAGUCACGUCGUGUUGACUACAGUCUGGUAUCUGUCAAGAUGAAGUUCACAGAGAUCACGCAAGAUCAGGUGUCUAACUUCACGAGUGACAUCUCCAAAUUUAAAGAAAGUUUUAUCAACGAGGGCCCGAGCUCCAUUGGCACAGAUUUGGAUGCUGGUGUUGAGCUUCUAAAGAAGUUCCAGGAAGAGUACAACACGUUUGAGAAAGAGCGCCAGGAGCUGACGAAUGCUGAGCGGCUGUUUGGCCUAUCAAUCACCAUGUACCCUGAGCUACAGCAGAUGGAGAAAGAGCUGAAAGGCCUCGAACAAGUUUUCGGCAUCUACGAAAAGCAAAAGGAAGCGCGUGAUGAGUGGGCGAACACACUGUGGGCUAACCUGGACGUCUCCGUGCUAUCUGAUGGUAUCGACGGCUACAUUAAGCAGCUCAAGAGGCUCCCUCGUGAAGUCAAAGCUCUGCCUCUGUGUCAUGUACUCGAGGAGAAAAUGAAAGAGUUUAAGAACUCAAUCCCGCUUUUCUCGGAUCUCAAGAACGAGGCGCUCAGAGAACGUCACUGGAAAAAGCUGAUGGACAUGACUGGUAUGAAGUUCGACCUCAAUCCCGAAACGUUCACGCUACAGAACAUGUUCGCCAUGGAGCUGCACAACUUCAGCGAUGUGAUCGCGGACAUCACCGCUAGCGCCACGAAGGAACUCGGCAUCGAGAAGGGGAUUGCGGAGGUGUCGGACACCUGGAACGCCAUGAAAUUUACUGUCGCCAAGUACAUGAAGGGUACCCAGGAGCGAGGUUUCGUCUUAGGCACCGUGGACGAGAUCCUACAGAUUCUUGACGACAACGCGAUGAACUUGCAGAGCAUGUCUGCUUCCAGGUUCGUCGGUCCUUUCCUCGAGACAGUCAACAAAUGGGAGAAGAGUCUGUCGCACAUCGGCGAGGUGGUGGAGGUGUGGAUGGUUGUGCAGCGGAAAUGGAUGUACCUGGAGAGUAUCUUUAUUGGGGGCGAUAUCCGCGCUCAGCUGCCGGAAGAGGCGCGCAAGUUCGAUGAUAUCGACAAGACUUUUAAAAAGAUAAUGGCGGAUACUGCCAAGAACCCCAAGGUCCUGGAAGCAUGCCAUGCUGCUAACCGACUCGACCAGUUACAGUUUAUCGUCAACGGGCUGGAAAAGUGCCAGAAGAGCUUAAAUGACUACCUGGACUCCAAAAGGAACGCAUUCCCGCGUUUUUUCUUCAUCUCCGAUGACGAAUUGCUUUCUAUCCUCGGUAGCCACGACCCUACAUGCGUACAGGAACACAUGAUUAAGAUGUUUGACAACAUCGCGAGUUUGCGCUUUCAAGAAGGCAGCAACAAGGAGACUCUGGCGACUGCCAUGAUCAGCAGUGAGGGCGAGUCCAUGGACUUCAGGCAAGCAGUGCCCGCGGAGGGGAGGGUGGAGGACUGGAUGACCAGCGUGCUGAAGGAAAUGAGACGAACCAAUAGGCUGAUCACUAAAGAGGCCAUUUACAACUACUGCAACCAGAUCACACGCAUUGAGUGGAUGAUGCAGUACCAGGGUAUGGUCGCACUGGCCGGUAACCAGGUUUGGUGGACCUGGGAAGUCGAGGACGUGUUCAGAAAGGUCAAGAAAGGAGACAAGAUGGGCAUGAAGAACUACGCCAGGAAGUGCCACAGACAAAUUGACGACCUAGUUGUCAAGGUGCGUUCAAACCUGAGUAAGAAUGACCGCAAGAAGUUCAACACGGUGUUGAUCAUCGAAGUUCAUGCUAGGGAUAUCAUCGAUAGCUUUGUCAGAGACAGCAUCAUGGACUCUCGCGAGUUCGAGUGGGAGAGCCAGUUGCGAUUCUACUGGGACCAGGCGCCAGACGAACUCAUGAUCCGUCAGUGCACGGGGGAGUUCGGCUAUGGCUAUGAAUACAUGGGUCUAAAUGGACGACUGGUUAUCACCCCCCUGACAGACAGAAUUUACCUUACCAUCACACAGGCGUUGUCCAUGUACCUGGGAGGAGCCCCUGCCGGUCCCGCGGGUACGGGUAAGACUGAGACCACCAAGGAUCUCGCUAAAGCGCUGGGCUUGCUGUGUGUAGUCACCAACUGUGGCGAAGGCAUGGACUUUAAGUCCAUCGGUAAGAUCUUCUCCGGUCUGGCUCAGUGUGGCGCGUGGGGAUGCUUUGACGAGUUCAAUCGGAUCGACGUGUCCGUACUCUCCGUCGUCUCUACUCAGAUUAAGACUUUGCAGAAUUCCCUCAGCAGCGGACUGAAACGUCUUCAGUUCGAGGGGACUGAGAUCGCUCUGGAUGCUCGCAUGGGUAUAUUUAUCACUAUGAACCCAGGCUACGCUGGCCGCACUGAGCUCCCUGAGAGCGUGAAGGCGCUGUUCCGACCAGUAGUGUGCAUCGUCCCGGACUUACAGCAGAUCUGCGAGAUUAUGCUCUUCUCCGAGGGAUUUCUCUACGCAAAGGUCUUGGCGAAGAAGAUGACCGUCCUCUACAAACUAGCAUCUGGCCAGUUGUCGAAGCAGUCGCAUUAUGACUUCGGUCUGCGCGCUCUCAAAGCUGUUCUUGUAAUGGCAGGAGAGUUGAAGCGAGGCUCACCGGAACUCAGCGAGGAUGUUGUACUGAUGCGUGCGUUGCGUGACAUGAACCUGCCCAAGUUUGUGUUUGAAGACGUGCCCUUGUUCCUGGGACUGAUUGCUGAUCUGUUUCCCGGACUUGACUGCCCGAGAGUCCGUUAUCCCAACUUCAAUGACGCUGUGGAGUCUUCUCUUACGGACAAUAAGUACAUCCUUCUCCCACACCAGGCGGACAAGGUGGUUCAGAUGUACGAGACCAUGUUAACCCGUCACACAACUAUGAUCGUUGGUCCGACUGGCGGAGGCAAGACUGUCGUCAUCAAUACGCUCGCCAUGGCACAGACAAGGCUGGGAAUGCACACCAAGCUCUAUGUGAUGAAUGCCAAGGCGUGUACCGUGAUUGAGUUGUACGGAACCUUAGACCCCGUGACCCGUGAUUGGACUGAUGGACUGCUCUCUAACAUAUUCCGUGAGAUCAAUAAACCGACGGAUAAGAACGAGCGCAAGUACAUCGUGUUUGACGGCGACGUAGACGCACUAUGGGUGGAGAACAUGAACUCGGUCAUGGACGAUAACAAGCUACUAACACUCGCUAACGGCGAGAGGAUACGUCUACAGAAGCACUGCGCACUGCUGUUUGAGGUUGCCGACUUGCGUUACGCGUCGCCCGCCACCGUGUCACGCUGUGGCAUGGUUUACGUUGAUCCUAAAAACCUUGGCUACCGGCCCUACUGGCAGAAGUGGUGUAAUGCCCGAAGCAAUGCCAAGGAACGAGAAGAACUUGACAGGUUAUUCGAAAAGUAUGUGCCAGCGUCUGUGGACUUGAUCCUUGAAGGCAUCCUUGACGGGAAACAGGGCAAGAAACUCAAGACCAUCAUCCCUCUAACCAAUCUCAAUAUGGUGGAGCAGCUCUCGCACAUGUUGGACGCGCUGUUGCCGCCCGCUGAGAGCAGUAACUUCCUUGGUCCGGAUGUAACCGAAGCUAUCUUCAUAUCUUCUCUCAUCUGGUCCACGGGGGCGGGCCUGCUGGAGGAUGGCAGGAUCGUGUAUGAUCAGCUCAUCAAGCGACUCGCGGGAAUCCCGGCUAAUCCUGCAGAAGGGACGGUUGUGGGACCAGGUGAACUUCCCAGUGCGCAGCCCACACUGUACGAGUAUUAUUUCGACAGCAAGAAGCUCCUGUGGGUGCCCUGGUUAGACGUAGUCCCCGAAUACGUACAUAACCCGGACCUCAAGUACAACGAGAUACUCGUACCAACUGUAGACACAGUACGGACAACAUGGCUGCUACAACUUAUGGUCAACAUACACAGGCCAGUGUUGUUGGUUGGUGAGACCGGAACGUCCAAAACGGCAACAACUGCGAACUACCUUCGCGGAAUGGACCAGGAUACCACGUUACUGCUGAACAUCAACUUUUCGUCGCGUACGACCUCAAUCAACGUACAACACAACCUCGAGGCAAAUGUGGAGAAGCGCACGAAGGACACAUACGGUCCCCCCAUGGGCAAGAGGCUGCUUGUGUUUAUGGACGAUAUGAACAUGCCACAGGUUGACGAGUACGGUACUCAGCAGCCCAUCGCGCUUCUCAAGCUUUUGUUAGAGAAAGGCGGAAUGUACGACCGCGGUAAGGAGCUCAUCUGGAAAAACGUCCGGGACAUCGGCUUCGUCGCCGCCAUGGGAAAGCCCGGUGGUGGCCGUAACGAGGUCGAUCCUCGCUUCAUCUCACUAUUCAGCGUGUUCAACGUGACGUUCCCGUCCGAGGAGUCCCUGAGGCGUAUUUACUCGUCUAUUCUAACCGGUCACCUUCAGCCCUUCCCUAAGAACAUCCAGGAUCUGGUGGAGCACAUCACUACUUCCACCCUGGAGCUGUACACCAACAUCAUCCGCGACCUUCCACCCACACCCUCCAAGUUCCACUACAUCUUCAACCUGCGGGACCUGUCCCGAGUCUACCAGGGUCUGUGCCUGACCACGCCCGACAGGUUCGACUCGCCCGCCAAGUUCGUGCGCGUCUGGAGGAACGAAUGUAUGAGAGUGUUCUGUGAUCGUCUCACUAACGAGGCCGACAGGGAGACUGUGUCGGGCUAUAUCAGCAGUCUCGUGGAUCAGAACUUCAGUGAGCACACGGAUCUAGCCAUGCGUGACCCGUGCUUGUUCGGUGAUUACCGUAACACGUUGACUGAGGACCCAAGACUGUACGAGGACGUGGUAGACUAUGACGCGACUAAAGCCAUCUUCGAAGAGAUCCUUGAGGAGUACAAUAUGGAUCAUGCCCCAAUGAACCUGGUGCUUUUUGACGACGCCCUUGAACACUUGACUCGUAUCCACCGCGUAAUCCGCAUGGACCAGGGACACGCCCUCUUAGUAGGUGUUGGUGGCAGCGGCAAGCAGAGCUUGACUAAGUUAGCGGCGUUCUCGGCGGGCUGCGGCGUGUUCGAGAUCACCCUGACCCGCGGCUAUGACGAGAACAGCUUCCGGGAGGACCUGAAGGAAUUGUACAAUAGCUUGGGUCUAGAGAACAAGAAAAUGGUGUUUCUUUUCACUGAUGCGCACGUCGCACAGGAAGGCUUUCUGGAGCUGAUCAACAAUAUGUUGACGUCCGGCAUGGUACCUGCCCUCUACCCGGACGACGAAAAAGAAGGCAUUAUUGGACAGGUUCGUGACGAAGCCAACAAAGCUGGCGUGCCUCCCGCAAGAGAGUCCAUAUGGCAGUAUUUCGUGAACAAAUGUGCUAAUAAUCUACACAUCGUGUUGGCCAUGUCCCCUGUCGGUGACAUUCUACGCACGCGUUGCCGUAACUUCCCCGGCCUUGUCAACAACUGCAGCAUUGAUUGGUUCACUGCAUGGCCCGAGCAGGCCUUACACGCUGUCGCAUCCGUCUUCCUUGGAGAGAAUAAUGACAAGAUUCCUGACCAGUACCGUGAGACUGUGGUGGACCAUGUGGUGUUCGUCCAUCAGACUGUCGGUACAUACAGUCAUUCUUUCCUUCAGAAGCUGCGUCGUGUUAACUACACCACUCCCAAGAACUACCUGGAUUUCAUUAGUACGUACAACAGGCUGCUGGAGAUCAAAGACAAAUACGUCCUUGAGCAGUGCCACCGUCUGGAAGGAGGUCUCGGUAAGCUCCUAGCGGCAAGUGAACAACUUGCUGAGCUGAACGAGAAGCUGGCCGUCCAGAAGAUCGCUGUGACGGAGAAAAGCGAGGCCUGCGAGAAGCUUCUGGUGGAGAUCCAGCGGGCGACGCAGCAGGCAAACGAAAAGAAAGAGAUGGCUAUCGGCAAGAAGAAAGAGAUCGCUGAACAGAACAAGGUGAUCGUCGUGGAGAAGACGGAGGCCGAAGAAGCGUUGGCUGCUGCAUUGCCUGCCCUGGAAGAGGCUAAACUGGCUCUACAGGACCUCGAUAAGUCCGAUGUCACUGAAAUCAGGUCUUUUGCCAAGCCUCCACGUGCCGUGCAGAUGGUUUCCGAGUGUAUCGUCGCGUUGCGUGGCUAUAAAGAAAUCAGCUGGAAGUCUGCCAAAGCCAUGAUGUCCGAGGGUAAUUUCCUCAAGAGUUUGACUGAGAUGGACGUGGAUGGUAUUACUACCGGGCAGGUGAAGAAAUGCCGUGACAUGCUGAAGGAGAUGAACACCACAGUUGAGGAGAUGAAGGAAGUCAGUAAGGCUGGCGCCGGACUCUUCAAGUUUGUCAUCGCCGUCAUGGGCUAUUGCUCCGUUGCCAGGGAAAUUAAGCCCAAGAGAGAAAAGGUAGCGCGCCUAGAGCGUAACUUCCACUUGAGCAAACGUGAGUUGGAGAAGAUCGAGAAAGAGCUUAAGGCUCUAGAGGAGGAGCUAGAGAGACUCGGCAAACAGUACGACGACGCGAUGCGUGAAAAGUCCAGUCUGCAGGAAGAAGCCGAAAUCAUGGAGAGACGACUCAUCGCCGCCGAUAAACUCAUCUCCGGACUUGGAUCAGAGAAAAUCAGGUGGACCAAAGAUCUACAAGAUUUAAAAGAUCAGCGUGUUCGUCUCCUUGGCGACUGUCUCCUAGGCGCAGCCUUCCUCAGUUACCUUGGUGCAUUCACGUGGGAUUUCCGUCGUGACAUGCUGCGUAAGCAGUGGGAAAACGAUGUGAUCCAGCGCGAAAUACCCCUCAGUAAGCCCUUCAAGGUCGACGUGCUGCUAACGAACGAUGUUGAGGUCAGUAAGUGGACAUCUGAAGGGCUGCCUCCUGAUGACCUGUCCAUCGAGAACGGGAUCUUGACCACGCAGGCUAGUCGCUACCCACUCUGCAUCGAUCCGCAGCAGCAAGCGCUCAACUGGAUCAAGAAAAAGGAAGAAAAGAAUAACCUAAAGGUGGUCACGUUCAACGAUCAUGACUUUCUCAAGCAGCUCGAGUUGGCCAUUAAGUACGGAUUCCCGAUUCUGUUCAAAGACGUGGAUGAGUAUAUCGACCCGGUCAUUGACAAUGUACUCGACAAAAACAUCAAGGGUGAGCCCGGUCGAGAGUUCGUUGUUUUGGGUGACAAAGAGGUGGACUAUGACCCAAGCUUCCGCCUGUAUCUGAACACUAAACUUUCCAACCCCAAGUACACCCCAGCACACUUCAGCCGCUGCAUGGUGGUGAACUACACCGUCACCAUGAAGGGUCUGGAAGAUCAGCUACUCAGCGUGAUCGUGGGCGUCGAACGAAAGGAGCUAGAGGAGCAGCGAGAGAGGCUUAUUCAGGAGACAAGCGAGAACAAACGACUUCUUAAGGAUCUAGAGGACACACUGCUACGUGAACUGGCCACGUCCCAGGGUAACAUGUUGGACAACGUUGAGCUCGUACAGACCUUAGAGGACACGAAGACUAAGGCCGUAGAGGUCAGCGAGAAGCUAAAGUUAGGAGCUAAGACUGCUAUCGACAUCGAUAAGCUGCGUGACGGCUAUCGUCCGGCAGCCAAGCUUGGGGCGGUGCUAUUCUUUGUCCUGUCCGAGAUGUCGGUGGUGAACUCCAUGUACCAGUACUCGUUGAACUCCUACUUGGAGGUGUUUGACCUUUCCCUGCGCAAGAGUCUUCCUGACACAAUCCUUUCCAAGCGGCUCAAGAACAUUAUGGACACCUUGACUAUGAAUGUGUAUAACUACGCUUGCACGGGUCUUUUUGAGAGGCACAAGCUGUUGUUCUCGUUCCAAAUGACAAUCAAGAUCAUGGAGGCGGACGGUAAGCUGAAACAGGAGGAGCUGGACUUCUUCCUCAAGGGGAAUAUCGCACUGGAGAAGAGCUCCCGGCAGAAGCCGUACUCGUGGAUGCCUGACCAGGGCUGGGAGGAUGUGAUAAGACUAUGCCAGGUUACACCUGAAGUGUUCGGCUCCCUUGCGGAUGAUAUUGAACGCAAUGAGAAGGGAUGGAGAGAGUGGAGUGAUCUUGACGCUCCGGAAUCCCAUCCGUUCCCCGGCAAGUACGAGGAGUCGCUGUCAGACUUCCAGCGCCUUUUGUUGCUCCGCUGUUUCCGUGUCGAUCGCGUUUACCUGGCAAUAACACACUUUGUGACUGGACGCAUGGGGGAGAAGUACGUCACCCCACCUGUACUUAGCUUCGAGUCCAUCCUCGAGCAGUCCACGCCCUUCUCGCCUAUUAUCUUCAUCCUGAGCCCUGGGUCAGAUCCAGCCAGCGAUCUCAUGAAGCUUGCAGAGAGAUCUGGGUUCGGUGGAAAUAAGCUCAAGUUUUUGGCUAUGGGACAAGGGCAGGAAAAGCUUGCUUUGCAGCUUCUUGAGACCGCGAUCUCGCGUGGCCAGUGGUUGAUGUUACAGAACUGUCAUCUACUUGUCAAAUGGCUUCGCACACUGGAAAAAGUCCUGGAGCGAAUAAGCAAGCCCCACCCAGACUUCAGGCUAUGGCUAACCACCGACCCAACCCCGGAAUUUCCAAUUGGCAUCCUACAGCGGUCACUUAAGGUCGUGACUGAACCUCCAAAUGGUCUUAAGCUCAAUCUCCGCAGUACCUACCACAAGAUCUCCAACCAGAUGCUAGCAGACUGUCCGCAUCAGUCCUUCUCUCCGCUCGUGUUUGUUCUCGGCUUCUUCCACGCCGUAGUACAGGAGCGUCGAAAAUACGGCAAGAUCGGAUGGAACAUCGCGUACGACUUCAAUGAGUCUGAUUUCCGUGUGUGCAUGACACUGCUGAACACUUAUUUGACCAAGUCACUGCAGAACACGGAUGUUAAGAUCCCCUGGGCGAGCCUCAAGUACUUGAUAGGCGAGGUGAUGUACGGUGGUCGUGUUAUCGAUGACUUUGAUCGCCGGGUGGUCAAGACCUAUAUGGACGAGUACAUGGGAGACUUCAUCUUCGACACAUUUCAGCCUUUCCACUUUUACAACAACGAGGAGGUUGAUUACUGUAUUCCCAAGAAUGGUGAGAACAAAUACGACCCUGGGAGGGACGUAUACGUGGAUUAUAUCGAGGAAUUACCGCUCGCUAAUACUCCAGACGUGUUCGGACUGCACCCUAAUGCAGAGAUUGGGUACUACACCAAUGCCGCUAAGGACAUGUGGCUUCAUCUGGUGGAGCUUCAGCCGCAGACGGCCGGUGACUCAGGAGGUAUCUCUCGCGAGGAGUUCAUCACCAAGAUCGCUAGUGAUAUCCAGGGCAAGCUGCCACCGCUUUUUGAUGUGGACAGAGUUCGAAAGAACUUGAGUGAGAUCACACCCACCGCCGUGGUACUUCUACAGGAGCUGGACAGGUUUAACUUGCUCAUAAGGCGCAUGUCUACAUCCCUCAUCAAUUUACAGAGGGCUCUUGCUGGCGAGGUCGGCAUGAGUAGCGAGCUGGACGAGGUUUCGAGGUCUCUCUUUAAUGGUAUGAUCCCAAACAUCUGGCGCAAACUCGCACCCGCCACACUCAAGUCCCUUGGCAACUGGAUGGAGCAUUUCCAAAAACGACUUGACCAGUACAACAAAUGGGUAAAUGAUGGUGAGCCCGCAGUCAUCUGGCUCUCAGGCCUGCACAUCCCCGAGUCCUACCUGACAGCCCUAGUCCAAGCCACGUGCCGUAAGCAUGGGUGGCCGCUCGACCGCUCAACCCUUUACACCACCGUCACGAAGUACCAUAACGCAGACGAGGUGACAGAGCGUGCACACUCCGGUUGCUUCGUCAGUGGGCUGUACCUCGAGGGGGCCUCGUGGGAUUUGGCGGAGUCGUGUCUCCGGAGACCCAAGCCAAAGGUCCUGGUAGAAGAACUUCCAGUACUCAAGGUCAUCCCUAUAGAGUCGCAUCGGCUUAAGCUACAGAACACGUUCCGAACUCCAGUGUACACCACGUCUCAGCGCAGGAAUGCUAUGGGCGUUGGUCUGGUGUUUGAAGCUGAUCUAGCGACCACAGAACACACUUCACACUGGGUCCUACAGGGAGUCUGCCUAACCCUCAACUCAGACUAGAUGCACACUUCCCUACAAACGACUUUACUAAAUUACAUUCGUAUCUAGUGACCACAGAACAUAUUAGCACUUGGUCCUACAGGAAGUCUGUCUAACCCUCAACUUCAAUUAACUACCGCUACCUUACAUUGCCUUGCUAGAUUCACCAAUUAUGAACUCGUCAUAGCAGUCGAGGUUUUACCUUUUUUUAGAAUAUACAUUUGAUUACUUUUUUUUUACUAUUACAGAAUAGAUAAUCAUGUUUUAUGUACUUGAUGACGUGUUUAUCGAAUUAGCGGUUUGACUAAAAAAAUAUUUAAUAUACCAGUCCACUCCAAUAAGCACUUCAUGAGCCUUUUAAUUUGAUCCUAUGAAGAAUUAGAAUAGAGUGAGGUUUAAAUUAUUUUGUAUAAAAAAAGUGUGAAUGAAAAACAAAAAAAUAAAUGGGAUUUAUUUCCCAAGUAUAGUUGUAAAUAUGAAUUUGAAAUAAAAAGUUAUUAUGUUGGAA
Messenger RNA from Nematostella vectensis (starlet sea anemone), 14644 nucleotides. RefSeq names its product dynein axonemal heavy chain 10-like. Bases 190 to 14157 code for a protein of 4655 amino acids. Lineage: Eukaryota; Metazoa; Cnidaria; Anthozoa; Actiniaria; Edwardsiidae. Gene Ontology annotation, biological process: microtubule-based movement. Gene Ontology annotation, cellular component: dynein complex. The transcript is spliced from 65 exons. The record is from RefSeq and is a predicted model, not a curated record. Gene Ontology annotation, molecular function: minus-end-directed microtubule motor activity; dynein light intermediate chain binding; dynein intermediate chain binding.